Hibiscus syriacus is the source of this 832-nucleotide messenger RNA. RefSeq names its product E3 ubiquitin-protein ligase ATL23-like. The transcript has a single exon. The record is from RefSeq and is a predicted model, not a curated record. Bases 77 to 712 code for a protein of 211 amino acids. Lineage: Eukaryota; Viridiplantae; Streptophyta; Magnoliopsida; Malvales; Malvaceae.
AUUCCAUUUUGGCUUGUUUGCCACGAUACGCGUCAUCUCUAAAGCAGUUAACGAUUCCUGGGUUUUUCCUUUCCUAAUGUGGGCGUUAUUGCUUCAAUAUCUCUGUUACUCAAACCCUCCCCCGCACUUGACCCUUCCCAAGAAGGAAUCCUCCACCACGCUAAACUUUACAUUUUUUUUCAAGCAUCAAGCCAAGCUAACUAUUAUGCGCCACGGAGCACUCUACCCGCCUCCUCCUCUCCUUACUCCUUCUCCAUCUCCCACUCCCAUCCUAAACGCCGCCGUCACAGUCGGCGACCACGACCAGCACCCAAUUCUGGUUUCUGUUCUCUUAGCCCUUUUUCUGCCAUGCGCCGGCAUCAGUGCAGUUUUCGUUGUUUAUAUUUGCCUUUUGUGGUAUGCCUCGAAUUUUCGGACUGACAAUCAGUCAGGGUCGCCCUUGCCGAUUAAGCAGGUGGGUGAGAAAGGGUUGUCUGUUUCAGAACUGGAGAUGCUGCCCAAGGUUACCGGGAAAGAACUCGUGUUGGGGAUUGACUGCGCAGUUUGUCUCGACGAGGUCGAGAUUGAGCAACCAAUUAGAAUGAUUCCUGGUUGUAAUCACGGGUUUCAUUUGGAAUGCGCUGAUACAUGGCUUUCCAAGCAUCCGGUUUGUCCUGUUUGUAGGGCCAAGCUUGAGCCUAAGUUGUUCGAUCCUUCUCACGAUAAUUCCUGAUAAACCCUUAAUCCCUUAACUUUUAUAACAAAAAAAAAAAAAAGUAUCCUCUUUAAGAGUGUGAAAAAAGUUCAGUGUUUGAUGCUUGUAUGAAGAUUUUCUUGGGGAGGAAGAAAAUAA